GAAUAGGCCCCAAACAAAACGGCUGAAGUGUCGAAAUCAAAACACUGAUAUUUUAACGUAUUUUAAACCAUUUUUUUCUUAUAGUUGUAUAUAAAUUGUAUAAACUUACGGAAAAGCAUUGAUCUAGAAUUUGUAACUCAUCACGAAAAAUGGCAGACGACGAUUGUCCGUCCGACAGCAGCCUUUUAGUGAUAAUAGUAGACACAAAUCCAAACCAACGGUAUAUAACUGAGGACCCAAAGGUGCUGACAGGAUGCCUCGAUGCAAUUAUAGCGUUUGCUAACUCCCACUUGAUGCAAAAAUCCAGAAACCAGCUAGCUGUGAUAGGCUGUCAUUUUCACAAAAGUGAAUACUUGUACCCCUCCCCGGGCAAACCUUUGGAUGUGCGACAAAUUGAUGGCCAGUAUGAGCUGUUUACACUUGUAGAGAAAACUAUCAAAAUGAGAUUAGUAAACUUAAUAAAGAGUCAGCCGCAGGAGGAAAGGCCGGGGGAGUCUCUGUUGGCUGGAGCUUUGGCGAUGGCUCUAUGUUUUAUUACUAGGAUGCGCAGGCAGUCUCCGCCCGGGAUCCGCUUGAGCAGCCGCAUCCUCAUCGUGACCGGCAGCUCCGACACCGCGGCGCAGUACAUCAACUACAUGAAUGUGUUCUUUACUGCACAGAAGCAGCAAGUAUUGUUAGACGUAUGCUCGCUGGACAAACAUCUCAGUUUACUGCAACAAGGCUGCGACAUCACAGGAGGUCUCUACUUGAAGGUCCCUUCUUUGGACGGCCUGCUGCAGUAUUUACUGUGGGUAUUUCUGCCAGAAGCGUGGGAACGCAAGGAGUUAGUGUUGCCCGGUCGAGGCAGAGUGGACUACAGGGCCGCUUGCUUCUGCCAUCGCGAACUACUCACCAUUGGCUAUGUGUGCUCCGUGUGUCUUAGUGUGUUCUGUAAAUUCAGUCCGAUCUGCACAACUUGUCACACGGUGUUCAAAAUCGGAGGUCCCCUCGCCAUCAAGUUAAAGAAGAAGAAAAUGAAAACUUAACAAAAUAGAUCUAUAAGUUAAUGAUCGAUUUAAUGAUUUAGAUUAUUUAUCAAUCAAUAAAAGCACAUUGAUGUACGUAAAUUGAUUACAAAAUAAAUAAUAGUAAUUUGUA
Molecule: messenger RNA, 1137 nt
Organism: Maniola jurtina (meadow brown)
Lineage: Eukaryota; Metazoa; Arthropoda; Insecta; Lepidoptera; Nymphalidae
Gene: Tfb4
Product: general transcription factor IIH subunit 3
Exons: 9
Coding region: 150-1025 (291 amino acids)
Biological process (GO): regulation of DNA-templated transcription; nucleotide-excision repair
Cellular component (GO): transcription factor TFIIH holo complex; transcription factor TFIIH core complex
Source: RefSeq, a predicted model, not a curated record